Symbiodinium sp. CCMP2456 is the source of this 1764-nucleotide messenger RNA. NCBI's taxonomy places the organism in Eukaryota, Dinophyceae, Suessiales, Symbiodiniaceae. The record is from the annotation of a GenBank genome assembly.
AUGAACCAAGCUCUACAUGACGACCUGCAAGCGCUUGCUAUUUCUGAUGUGGGGCUGCUGGCAGAUGUGGUCCUGCGAGGGAGGAAUGGCGAUGUGCCUGCCCACUUGGCUUUACUGGAGGUGCGAUGUCCGCAACUCGCCGAGAAGGCGGUGAAGGAGCCAGGUGGAUCCGUUUGGAGCAUCUCCCUGCCGGAUGCAAGCGCAGAGGCACUCCGGCACCUGCUGCUCUACCUUUACACGGACGGCCUCCCUCCGUCUCUUGGCGAGAACCCAGCCCCGGUGUUGGAGCUACUUACAGUUGCAGCAAGCUUGAGCCGGGAUCCUCCCCAUGCAGUGUCAGGAGAAAGCAGAAACAAGAAGAUCAGGUUAGAAGACAGCACAUGCGAGAUGAGACGUCUGUGGACUUUAUGCGAGCAGCACAUGUGCAAUUCUAUGACAGAUCAGACCGUGGUGGAAGUGCUACAGGCAGCCGUCAGGAUCGGCUCGAAGAAGCUCGAAGACGGUGUCUACAAAUUUCUCAAGAUGCGAGGAAGUGACUUGAUAAGGUCCGUGCUUUUCAACCAGUCACUGGUUGCUGCCUUGGGUAGUGAGCAUCCAGAAGCUGUAGCACGUGCAGUUUCUGCAGCCGCUGGCGCCGCAGUUGAAGUUGUGCCAAGCCAUGCUUCGCAGCUCAUUGCGGUGCCACCUUCGAAGUUGCUGCAGCAUCUCGGCGUGCUCUUCGAAUCCAGUCGCGACGCGGAUGGCACACCGCUGGACCUCGAUUCGAGAAUUGACUGCCGGGUCUGCUGCGGAGAGCUGGUGACAUCUCAGUUUGCUUCGCACCGCUGCGUCCUCGCGGCACGGUCUGCCUAUUUUGCAAAAAUGUUAACGACUUCUAUGAGGGAAAGCUCCAGCGGAAAAGUACCCAUCACACUUCCAGUGGGCCCAAGUUCUGCUGCGGUAAAGGCUUUCCUUCGGUAUUUGUAUAUGGGCUCAUUCCCAGAAGAAGUGGACGGCCAACAGUUGACCACAUGCGAUUGGGUUGACGUGCUGGCCAUCGUGGAUGGGCCAGGUGGCUGCAACUUUCUUCAGCUGUGUGAUAAGGCUCACACCGAAGUCCGCGAACUGGUGCUGGCGAGCCUUGCAACCCCAAAGCAGGGUGAUAGCUCCAUGAUGUUCCUGCGCAGGUCGAUGGCCCAAAAGUGCAUUCAUUUGCAGACCCUAGCUUUCAACGUAGCUUUGCAGACGUGUGCGGCCGAGCAUGACAACCUGGGAUCUUUCAAAGCUUGCUUCCAAACGGCAGCGGAACAGGAGUGGUGGACGCCGGCCAUGGAGCAGGAGCUGUUGGUCGAACUUCUUUGGCGACGGUGCACGACACCCACCGGAUACCAGCCAAAGCCUCUGACUAAGGAGCAAAUGGAAGCACGCCGGGAGGAAGAGGCCAACUUCGCCCUGAAGAAUAACCGCAGACACAGUGAGGUGUGGUACCUGCUCUGCGUGCACUGGCUGCGAUCCUGGAAAGAUUUCCUAUUGCGCGGAUGUCAGCCUCCUGGUCCGAUCAGCAACCACCACCUGGUGGACGCUUCUGGGAGCCCUCUUCCCCAUAUAAAGCAGGGUGAUGACUAUGGUAAAGCCUGCCCUGCUUUGUGGAGUUAUUUGCAGUCACGCUAUGGAGGUGGUGUGCAGGUGAAGCUGGAUGACGGGACCAUCAUCAAGGUGGAGAUCUUGGCGACCAUCAAGUUCAAUUCCACUCGGAAGCGCUCUUCGGUCAUCGCCCGCUACAAG